CUAACCAACGUGAUCUUUAUUACUCACCUAAUACUGGUCUUACCUUUAUCACGUUUUCCAAAUUUCAACCUCAUUUUAAUGUCCACUGAAUUAUAUUAUCAUCGUGACCAUCACCAUCAUCAUCAGCAAUGUCACCAACAUCAACAGCCUCAUCUUUUUAUCAAUUGGUUGACCAUAAAACAUCUUUACAAGCCUCUUAUAAAUUGUUUUCAUGUCUACAUUUCUUGAACUGUGUUACAAUCUUGAAGAAUCUGUUUUACUGGUCAACUUAAACCUCUAACCUACAAUCUAAUUGUGAACCAGAUUUAAUAAUACUUGUCGUUAUGAAAAAUUAUUACAUGGAUGAAACUGAGAUUCAAAAUCAAAUUUUGAACAUAAACAACAAUUUAAUGAAUUUGGAUGAAUUUCUUAUCGAGAAUGGAGUUGAUUCCAAGUACAUGGACACCAUGCAAAAGGAGUCAAAAGUUGAAGUUGAAUUCAGUCCAUUAGAUAUUGCUUUAGCAACUAGGCCUGGAAGUGAUGCAAAUUUUGAUCCAUCAAGUGCUCGAUUCAGUGAGGAUGAACUGCGACCCCAGCCAAUCAUGAGGAAAUCAAGGAAGCAACAUGUUCCAGAUACAUUGAAAGAUGCUCGUUACUGGGCUCGUCGGGUUAAGAACAAUAUGGCUGCCAAAAGAUCUCGUGAGGCGAGAAGGUUAAAGGAGAAUCAGAUUGUUCUGAGAGCCAGUUAUUUAGAGAAGGAAAAUGAAUCUUUAAGGCUAACUUUGGACAAAUUGCGCCAGGAAAAUGAUAAUCUUAAGAAGAUGCUGGACUCAGAUUGAUUUGAAUCUCAGCAAUAUCUGACGAAUCUCACGAAUUAAACAUUAUAUUAUAUUUUAAAUUAUUCUAGGAAAUGGAUUACAGCUAAAGAUUAAACCUUUCAUUGCAACACACAAUCUGAUUAAAAUCUGGUUCAGUAAAUGUGUGUCUCACUGUCUGUCAUUAAUUAUUGAUAACCCUCUCAUGAUAACUCUUUAAUGUCUUUGAUUUUUGUACAGUAUCUGAAUCAAAUACGGUUAAAUACCUUGUAACUAUUAUAUAUAAUUCAUAACAUAGUUUGUACCCAAACUAUUGUAAUAACUAUCACAAUAAACACAAAUUAUAUCUUUAA
This is a messenger RNA of Tetranychus urticae (two-spotted spider mite), 1147 nucleotides long. Its product is annotated as transcription factor HLF. Gene Ontology annotation, biological process: regulation of transcription by RNA polymerase II. Gene Ontology annotation, cellular component: nucleus. The record is from RefSeq and is a predicted model, not a curated record. Gene Ontology annotation, molecular function: DNA-binding transcription factor activity, RNA polymerase II-specific; RNA polymerase II cis-regulatory region sequence-specific DNA binding. Lineage: Eukaryota; Metazoa; Arthropoda; Arachnida; Trombidiformes; Tetranychidae.